Molecule: messenger RNA, 742 nt
Organism: Aspergillus pseudonomiae
Lineage: Eukaryota; Fungi; Ascomycota; Eurotiomycetes; Eurotiales; Aspergillaceae
Exons: 1
Coding region: 235-702 (155 amino acids)
Source: RefSeq, a predicted model, not a curated record
CCGGUAGAUAGAUGAUUAACGAAGUGCGUUGACUGCUCCCACUCAAUUAAUCAAACAAGCCACCAUAAGCUCUGAUAGUAUGUUUCAAACCCACCGACGUCAUAGUGAAAACAACAACUCCCCUCACCACAACCCCAUACAAUAAUUAAUCACCAUCACCAUCACCAUCACCAUCACCAUCACCAUCACCACAACUACAUCCCAACCCCAACACACAAAAAAGAAACCCCAAAGAUGCCAACCCGAACCGCCCUCCUCACCCGCACCCGCACCCUAUGCCAAAACUUCUCCACCAGCGCCCCCCUACCCACGCUCCUCUCCAACUUCACCCACAAUCCCCCGCCCACAGCCCUCGAACACGGUCUCCCGCAGCUCGCCCCCUUCCUCGGCCGCCCAUUCACCGGCCAGGAGGGAAUCCAACGCUACUUCGGACUCCUGGCUGAGCUGCUUACGAUCGAGAAGAUGGAGUUCGAGCCGGAGGAGAAAUGGGUCGUGGAUGAGAGGACGAUGGCUGUGUCGCUGCGGGGGGAGGGCAGGUUUCGGUGGAAUGAGACGGGGCAGGCUUGGGAUGAGACGUUUGCGUAUCGGAUUGGGCUUGCGGAGGAGGAGGAGGGGGAGGGGGAGGUGAAGGUGGUGGAUUAUGAGGUUUGGGCGGAUACGGGGGCGGCGUAUUUGGCUAGGGUUGGGGGAUUGAUUAGCUAGCUAAAGGCUUUAGACAUCUGUACUUUUUGUUAUGUCUCUU